Molecule: messenger RNA, 991 nt
Organism: Triplophysa dalaica
Lineage: Eukaryota; Metazoa; Chordata; Actinopteri; Cypriniformes; Nemacheilidae
Product: S100P-binding protein-like
Exons: 4
Coding region: 225-905 (226 amino acids)
Cellular component (GO): nucleus; cytosol
Molecular function (GO): calcium-dependent protein binding
Source: RefSeq, a predicted model, not a curated record
AGAGGCAGACGGCGAGAAAGAGGCACUCAGAGAGAGAGAGGCCAUCGGAGAGAGAGAGGCAGACGGCGAGAGAGAGGGACUCUGAGAGAGAGAGGCCAUCGGAGAGAGAGAGGCAGACGGCGAGAGAGAGGCACUCAGAGAGAGAGAGGCCAUCGGAGAGAGAGAGGCAGACGGCGAGAGAGAGGGACUCUGAGAGAGAGAGGCCAUCGGAGAGAGAGAGGCAGAUGGCGAGAGAAAGGCACUCAAUGAGAGAGAGGGACUGGGAGAGAGAGAGGCCAUCGGAGAGAGAGAGGCCAUCGGAGAGAGAUAGGCACUCAGAGAGAGAGAGGCACUCAGAGAGAGAGAGGCACUCAGUGAGAGAGAGGGAAUGGGAGAGAGAGAGGUUGUCAGAAACAGAGAGGCCGUCGGAGACAGAGAGGCCGUCGGAGACAGAGAGGCCGUCGGAGACAGAGAGGCCGUCGGAGACAGAGAGGCCGUCGGAGACAGAGAGGCCGUCGGAGACAGAGAGGCCGUCGGCGAGAAAGAGGCAGACGGAGACCUAUGACACGUACAUAAGACCCCGUUACCCUGUACAGAGGUGUCCAGAGUUGAGAACUGAAGAGAGCUGGCAGAGAGCAAAGGAGAUGUAUAUGAAGUCUGUCAUUGAACACACAGAAUCAAGGAGAGCAGGAAAUGAUGUGAUGACAGAACUUCAUCAUCUGAUGAACGCAGUUGCCGGGCAGCGUUACGGUCAUCAGUCAGGACGUGAUGGAACUCACUGGCAGCACCCAGCUGAUCUCACCCGGAGAAACUAUUGUGUCAGAGGUCGGUUGCUGUCUCUCAGCGAGUGGCAGAAGAGAAAUCAUCUCGAUUUCAAACGCUUCGUCAAAGUGCCUGAUAUUUUCCACAGGAGCGCAGUGCUCUGAUAGAGAUAUAUCUGUGUAUCUGUAUAUAAAUCUGUUGUCUGUGUUAGAAAUCGUACAUGUUUAUCUUUGCUGAGACGUUUGAAGAA